This is a messenger RNA of Paramormyrops kingsleyae, 2854 nucleotides long. RefSeq names its product TAFA chemokine like family member 4b (gene tafa4b). Gene Ontology annotation, molecular function: receptor ligand activity. Lineage: Eukaryota; Metazoa; Chordata; Actinopteri; Osteoglossiformes; Mormyridae. The record is from RefSeq and is a predicted model, not a curated record.
GGAGAGCAGCCUUGCGAGUCUCCUGUCAAAUCGAUCGCAGCUGGGGAGGAGUGAGGAAUCCCUAACUAUCAUUAUAACUCAGGUCUCCUCCAGCGAGGGUGACAUGCGAUCGCCUGCCUGCCGCUAAGACAAGAAGUUGCUCGGAUCUUAACUGAAUCACGCCUGUUCGGAUUAUCCGGCUCCUCUGUGCGUUUUUCUUCUGUAUUGGUGCAGAUGUGACCUCCUGCUGGUCUUGGUGUAUGUCUCUGUGCGACGAAUUUACCGAAAUGUGAGCGACGCCAACUUCGAAAUUAAGACGGCAGAAGUGGCGCCGGUGGCGGCUUUGCGAUAACCGGCCCCGAGGUCCUACUGUAACCGUCCUUGCGCUGUGAACAAAUUAUUCAAUUUCACUGAAGUCGGAAAUUAGAAUCACUAAAGUGAAAAACAAUUAACAUCUGAUUCUGGCGGAUAUCUUAAAGCCUGUUUGGGUGAAUUAGACCAUCGAUCGUAUCGAUUCAGAUCUCCCGGAUUGCCUCGCACGGCCUCAGGGGGCCUGGAGUGAUCAAGAUGUUCUCUGUCUACCUGAGGGCCAGUCGGACCAGAAGCGGCCUGCAGUUGGUGCGCCGAGAAGAUCGCAAUCGAUUGGCAUGAUCCAUAAACAAACGACAUCUAACAAGGCUGUGCAGUCGAUGCGAUUGGCUGCGUCUGACGCUGUUAAAGGCUGGAAGGCAGGCAGACUGCGAGGACGGUUCAGGGCCCCCAGUAAUCGCCACACAGCGUUUCCGCUGCGUGGGACCCUCUCUUUUCUUUCCAGCUCUCAGAUCUCGUCCGUUUUGCCCGGAGAUCUUGUUCCCCGUGGCACAUUGUGAGCUGCAUUUCCUUUUUAAUGGUGGUUCAAAAAGCUGGCUUGGCUCACCAACGCUGGCCAGUCCAGGAAAAACAGAAGCUCUUAAUCAACACCCUCAUCCGGAUGUUAUUUAUAUAUUUUCUAAUGGUGAAGCCGUGGUAUUACGGGCUCAGGAUACUGUUUCUACAAAGUGCUCAUCAUUGAUCUCCUUGUCUGACGGAUAAUGAAUUUUAAUUGACUUUUGGUUAGGGUGUUGGUUUAUUGAAAAGUGUGGAGCAGAUGGUCUUGUCUGUGGUUACACAUGGCUGUUCAGCGUUUGCACUUAAUCUGUCCAUUUGGCUCCACGAUUUGUUUUUCAUUUGGGGUUUUCCAUUUGUGUCGUCCCCAGUGGGAUAUAUUUUUAGAGCUUAUAUGAACCAUGGUGCAUUUAAAAUGAUUUGAAUGUCAUGUUUUAUAGUAAACCGUCACAUAAAGAUAAUUUAGGCUACUCUUAUGGCCUGGGACCAAUAAAAUGGUGAAUUCUGACGGGCAUCGUGUUCAAGAUGACAUGUUUACCAUCUGCAACGUAUUCAGUAAUGUAGUAUACUUAACAUUUUUACUGUUUUUUUUUGUUUUGUUUGUUUAUUUAAAACCACGAACAAUGACGAGUCUUCCCACGAACACGUUUGUCCGUGUACGGACAGGUUGAUGAUCCCUGAUUAUGACUGAUUUGCAAGUUUACUAAAGUUUAUUCGCAAUGCAUGCAGUUUGUUGUUUUCUUACAAAUAUAGCUUGCAGUAUUUAAAACUAACUAUAUGGCUUUUCUUCAAAUUACGAUGUUUGCGGCUGAGAUAACAAACUGCAGCUACGAGGGCCGUCCGGCGGCCAGGGCCGCACCCAGGCGAUGACAGCCGCUCCGUCCAGCCGACCCGGUGCCGGAGCCGAGGAGGAGGGGAUUUAAGGAGGCGAGCGAGGGAAGCGCAGAGAGUCCCCCUCCCUCCCCCUGAAGGACGAUGGUGUGGGCACGGCCCCUGUGCUCACGGCAAGCCGCCCUCCUGCUGUGCGUGAUGCUGCAGUGUUGCUGGCUUUCACACGCUGGCAACCGUAACUCGCGAGGACCGACUGCCCAUUACCAGGUGAAGCAGGGCACCUGCGAGGUGGUGGCCAUUCACCGCUGCUGCAACAAGAACAAGAUCGAGGAGCGCUCACAGACCGUCAAGUGCUCCUGCUUCCCGGGCCAGGUGGCGGGAACCACCCGGGCACAGCCGUCCUGCGUGGAAGCCUCCAUCGUUCUCCAGAAGUGGUGGUGCCAGAUGCAGCCGUGCCUGGACGGUGAGGAGUGCAAGGUUCUUCCCGACCUCACCGGCUGGUCCUGCAGCACCGGCAACAAGGUGAAGACCACUAAGGUCACGCGGUAGCAAGAAAAAACAUGCAGACCAGCCACGGACCCCAAGGCAGGUCUCGUCGUCUGUGUCCCGGAGCGGAGAUAGUUAAAGCAGACUGAGGAUGGACCACGUAGCUGGCGAGGGCGAAAAAGCAUAAGGAAAACUAUGUGAAAUAAACAGACUCGUAGAGGCUCGGAGUGUGGAAUAGUGACCUCGACCCAUAAAGACAGCCCCGAGAUUUCCAGUGCUACUGUACAUGCAUGUGUGUAUGUGUGUGAGGACCCGGACUCCGCUAAUGCCCCUGAAAAGCAUAUAGACCAUGUACCGCGCUCUGGACGUCGGACGGGCCGCGAUGGUCCCGGCAGCCCCCGCUGAGCAACGCCGGCAUCCGCGAACCCGGAUUCAGCGCUGCCGCGACGUUUAGCUGUCUGAGCAAGUUAAUAUAUUCGCAAGUGGAGGAGGGCCCAUGCAUUUUAAAUCAAAUUAUUGUUAAAUUGCUCUUGUGGGUCAAGUUACUACCAUGAAAUGUUUUCUGAAAGUCAUUUUGCAGUUCUAAUUAAGGUUGCUGAUAGGAUCGCAACAACAUAUUAAAAAUUCAUGUCAUAUAUUUGCACUAGUUAACUGUUUUCUGACCCCCCCCCCCCUUCCCAGUCACUUCCUGUCU